Aspergillus glaucus CBS 516.65 is the source of this 438-nucleotide messenger RNA. RefSeq lists its product as uncharacterized. The transcript is spliced from 3 exons. Lineage: Eukaryota; Fungi; Ascomycota; Eurotiomycetes; Eurotiales; Aspergillaceae. The record is from RefSeq and is a predicted model, not a curated record. The coding region runs from base 111 to 356 and encodes 81 amino acids.
AGUCAAAACGACAUGUUGCAGUGGCAGUUGACGACUGAUUACUGGAGCGGAUCUUCGUGAAUCGAGACUUUCUGGAACAUGAGCUGCAGAGGUACGGGGAGACGUAUUUCAUGGAGACUAUAUGGUUGGAUAAGAUGUAUGGGGUCGAGGAAUUCGCGGUUCGCAGGAUGGCAGGCACUUUGCUUCCAUGGCACGAGAUUCGUUGGAGUGAGUCGAUCGAUAUGACCCGCGUACAAAUGUCUAUGGUGUUUUAUCACUCGGAUACAUUCAUAAUCAUGGUGAUCAUCAAACGGUCAUCAGAUUUAGAACGGAGAACGAGGUCGAACAUGGGGUUUUCCUUUCGACUAAGCAUCUAGCAGAACGGGCUAUCUCCAGAAUGGAUCCAAUGGUAUCUUUGGCCAACAAAUAUGCUGACCUGGUGUGGGCUAACCACAUCUC